Phycodurus eques (leafy seadragon) is the source of this 1910-nucleotide messenger RNA. RefSeq names its product VRK serine/threonine kinase 3 (gene vrk3). Gene Ontology annotation, cellular component: cytoplasm; nucleus. Gene Ontology annotation, biological process: peptidyl-serine phosphorylation; signal transduction. The record is from RefSeq and is a predicted model, not a curated record. Gene Ontology annotation, molecular function: protein serine/threonine kinase activity; ATP binding. The coding region runs from base 205 to 1698 and encodes 497 amino acids. The transcript has 14 exons. NCBI's taxonomy places the organism in Eukaryota, Metazoa, Chordata, Actinopteri, Syngnathiformes, Syngnathidae.
GAGCGUCUGCCUCACAGUUCUGCGGACCGGGGUUCAAUCCCCAGCCCCGCCUGUGUGGAGUUUGCAUGUUCUCCCCGUGCCUGCGUGGGUUUUCUCCAGGCACUCCGGUUUCCUCCCACAUCCCAAAAACAUGCAUGGUAGGUUAAUUGACAACUCUAAAUUGCCCGUAGGUGUGAAUGUGAGUGUGAAUGGUUGUUUGUUUGUAUGUGCCCUGCGAUUGGCUGGCAACUAGUUCCGGGUGUACCCCGCCUCCUGCCCGAUGAUAGCUGGGAUAGGCUCCAGCUGGCCCACGGCCCUAGUGAGGAGAAGCGACUCAUAAAAUGGAUGGAUGGAUGGAUAACAUUAGUGCAUGGAAGUUUAGUUUCUCCUCGUCCCGCUCUGCGGAAAACUCGUAACUCCCUUCGGCUGGAGAGGGAAGUCAAAUUAAACAUCAAAGAAGAUCCUCCUCCUGUGACACAAGGUAACAAUGUGUCUUCUUCACCAAAGCAAACUCCAGUCAAACGUAUAAAGAAGGCGGCAACUGAUGAGGCCUCUCGCCCACCCCUCUUAAAAUCCCCCAGAUCUGGAAGGGGCAAAGGUACGCUCUUGCAGCCUGUGGAGGAAGGAGAGAAAAUGACAGAUGAAACGAUGAGGAGCGCAGAGGAAUCCACUGUGGACAGCUCGCCUCGGACUGUCUUCUCUUCUCUUUCCUCGCCAGCCUCCAAAUCUCCUUUCAAAGCCAGAGGACAAAGCAAGGCGAAGAAGGCGCCCGCCGUGGAGCGGCUAGAGGACGGCCAGGAGCUGACGGACACGACGGGUAGAAAGUGGACACUGGUCAAGCUGCUCAGUCAGAGCCUGACAGAGCUCGUGUAUGAAGUUGUGCAUAAAGGGUCAUGGUCCUCCUCGAAGGAAUCUGCUUAUAUCCUUAAGAUGGGUGCUGAACGUGGGAAAAUCUACAAGGAGCAGAACUUUCUGCAGAGGGCUGCAAAGCCUUUAUCUGUGGCCAAGUGGAUCAAGCAGCAUGACUUGGACUUCCUCGGAAUUCCUUCCUGUAUCGGCUUCGGUCACACGGAUUCUUACAGGUUCUUGGUUUUUCCCGCCAUGGGUCACUCCCUCCAGUCCGUCAUGGACAACAAUCUUCUUCCCGAGAAGACGGUUCUUCAUCUUGCCUGCAGAAUACUGGACGUGCUGCACUACAUCCAUUCCAACGAGUACGUUCACGCUGACAUCAACGGCGAAAACAUCUACAUCCAAGCGGGACGCCCCACACAGGUAUAUUUGGUCGGAUACUACCACGCCUCCCGCUUCUGUCCCAGCGGACGCCACGUGGGGUAUCGCCAAGGCAUCCAAGAGCCGCACGAAGGGUCACUCGAGUUCAUCAGCGUGGAUUCUCAUAAAGGAGCAGCCCCGUCGCGACGUAGUGAUCUGCAGUCUCUUGGCUACUGCAUGCUGCAGUGGCACACGGGGGCGCUGCCAUGGAGCGGCCUCACUGAUCCCGACCAGGUGGCUGACCUCAAACAGAGGUACAUGGACGACAUUCCGGCAUUGUUGAGUCACUGCUUCGGGAGGAAUAAAGUUUCCAGUGCAAUUCAGAGCUAUGUGACCACAGUGGCGGAUCUGCAGUACACAGAGCAGCCGGACUACCCCGAACUGAAAGCCAGGCUCGCCAUAGCUUUGUCGCACCUGGGAGGAUCAGUGGAAAAAACCCUCAGCUUUUAGCAAAGGACAUUAAUUGAAAAUAUUUCACUGACUUGGUAUAAUGACUUCACAGGUUAAGUGUUCUAAACCUCACUUCAAUGUGUAUUUUUUAUAGCGUUUAUUGAUACUGCUGUUGAAAGGAAUUGUGAAACUAGUGGCAGGAUUGUGUGACUUUGAAAUUGCAGCUCUCUCAUCUUGAUGUUUGCUUAUCUAGGAAUAAAUUAGUACAUGCU